Messenger RNA from Nicotiana tabacum (common tobacco), 1402 nucleotides. RefSeq names its product lichenase. The record is from RefSeq and is a predicted model, not a curated record. NCBI's taxonomy places the organism in Eukaryota, Viridiplantae, Streptophyta, Magnoliopsida, Solanales, Solanaceae. Gene Ontology annotation, biological process: carbohydrate metabolic process. Gene Ontology annotation, molecular function: hydrolase activity, hydrolyzing O-glycosyl compounds.
UUCAUCUAAAUUAGUUUCUAACAAAAGCCUUUUCUUCAUGGCUACCUUACAUAAACAUAUUACUCUUCAAAUGGCUGCUAUUAUACUGCUAGGAUUACUUCUUGGCAGCACUAUGAUAGUAGGGGCUCAAUCAAUAGGUAUUUGCUAUGGAAUGCUAGGCAACAACUUGCCACCAGCAUCACAAGUUGUACAACUCUACAAGUCAAGAAACAUAAGAAGAAUGAGGGUUUAUGAUCCAAAUCAAGCAGCUUUACAAGCUUUAAGAGGCUCCAACAUUGAAGUCAUGCUAGGAGUUCCCAAUUCAGAUCUCCAAAACAUUGCUGCUAACCCUUCAAAUGCAAAUAAUUGGGUACAGAGGAAUGUUAGAAAUUUCUGGCCAGCCGUUAAAUUUAGGUACAUUGCUGUUGGAAAUGAAGUCAGCCCUAUAACAGGCACAUCUUCACUUACCCGAUACCUUCUUCCGGCCAUGAGGAACAUUCGGAAUGCAAUUUCUUCAGCUGGUUUGCAAAACAAUAUCAAAGUCUCAACUUCUGUAGACAUGACCUUGAUUGGGAAUUCUUUUCCACCAUCACAGGGUUCAUUUAGGAACGAUGUUCGGUCGUUCAUUGAUCCGAUUAUUGGAUUUUUAAGGGGCAUAAAUUCGCCUUUGCUCGUUAACAUUUACCCUUAUUUUAGCUAUGCUGGUAAUCCGCGUGACAUUUCUCUCCCCUAUGCUCUUUUCACUGCACCUAAUGUGGUGGUACAAGAUGGUUCACUUGGAUAUAGGAACUUAUUUGAUGCAAUGUUGGAUGCUGUGUAUGCUGCCCUGUCUCGAGCCGGAGGGGGCUCAAUAGAGAUUGUUGUGUCCGAGAGUGGCUGGCCGUCUGCUGGCGCAGUUGCAGCGACAACAAACAACGCAGCAACUUACUACAACAAUUUAAUUCAGCAUGUUAAAAGGGGUAGUCCAAGAAGGCCUAAUAGAGUCAUUGAGACCUAUUUAUUUGCCAUGUUUGAUGAGAAUAACAAGAACCCUGAAUUGGAGAAACAUUUUGGAUUGUUUUCCCCAAACAAGCACCCCAAAUAUCCACUCAACUUUGGGUUUUCAGAUAGAUUUUGGGACAUUUCUGCUGAAAAUAAUGCUACUGCAGCUUCUCUCAUAAGUGAGAUGUGACAAGAUAAUUUGUUCUUUACGCAAUUUUAUUAUAAUGAGACACUAGUACUUGCUCUCUGUUAGUCCUCAUGGAUUGUUAACUAGAGACAAAUUAAGCAAAUUACAUAAACAAUUGAGUGCUGAUUCUGCAAUGAUAAAAUGGAAAUUAAUAGUGGUGUUUUAAACUUUCUGUUCUUGAGAUGUUGUAGUCUACAAGCAGCCUUUUGUAAGUUAAUAUUAAUUGCAAAGAAGAGAGACUCAUGUUUUCCAAGA